CAUCUCUCUGAUUUCGUUAGAUCACAACCGUCCAUUUUCAAUCCAACGUCUGUAUAUGGCCUAUGCUCAUCCAGUUCAAAGAAGGGUCGUCGUCCCCGGUCAAGCUCCCUUGAUCGUCGUCGAUCCGAGAACCCUAGUCUUCUCUCCGGCCCCUCCGCCGCCGCCGGUUGGCUACCUCCCCGGAGCUAUCCCAGCAAUUGCGAGCCCUGCUUUCCCUGGAGUCGUUGUUGCUCCUGUUGCUUUGAGGCUGAAUCCUGCUUCCUUAUUGAGGAUCGACGAGCAGAGGACUCACGAGCUGAUCCAGUUUAUGGUGAGCGAGGGCUUGGUGCCUACGCCGGAGGAGGAUAUGAAGAGGCGAGAUGCGAUGGAGCAAUUGAAACAGAUUGUCUUGGCAUGGAUUAAGCUCGUUGCUUGCCGGCAUGGGCUGCCAAAAGAAGUGAUCAGUAGUACAAGUGCAACGAUUUUGCCAUUUGGAUCAUAUGGUUUGGGAGUUCAUGGCUCUGAUUCUGAUAUUGAUGCUUUAUGCAUUGGUCCUUCUUUUGCAACUCUGGAAGAGGACUUUUUUGAUGUCCUAAAAAAUAUGAUUCAGAGCAGGCCGGAAGUAUCUGAAGUUCACUGUGUCAAGAGUGCUAAAGUGCCUCUCAUGCGUUUUAAAUUCGGUGGGAUUAAUAUUGAUUUUCCAUACACUCAGCUUCAAGCUAUCUCUGUUCCUGAAUUUGUUGAUAUCUUUGAUCCCUACUUAGUUGUAUCAAAUGAAACCAGUUGGCGAAGCCUUUCUGGUGUUCGUGCAAAUAUACGCAUUCUUCAGCUGGUUCCAAGUCUGAAGAAUUUUCAGUCUAUGCUUCGGUGCAUCAAACUCUGGGCAAGAAGGCGUGGAGUUUAUUCACAUUUGCUUGGGUUCUUUGGAGGAAUUCAUCUGGCUAUCCUCGCUGCUCAUGUUUGCCAGAGAUAUCCAAAUGCCAGUAUAAGUGCUUUGAUGGCUAUUUUCUUUGAGUACUUUUGGCUUUGGCGUUGGCCUGAGCCAGUGAUCCUGCUAGAUAAUUCUAUACCUUUCAAGUAUCCAGAUGGCCGUGCUCUUAUGCCAAUUUUGAUGCCAUGUAGUCCAUUUGAGUGGUGCAACUCUAAUAUUACAAAAAGCACUUUCACCAAAAUCAAGGCAGAAUUUCAGCGAGGGCAUUUUUUGACCAGGGAUCUUGCAAGGCCAGAUUUUGAUUGGACAUUUUUGUUCAAACCUUUUCCUUAUGUGGAGAAGUACUCUCAUUUUCUUCGGAUUCUCCUUACUGCUCAUGAUGGUGAUGAACUUAGGGACUGGGUGGGCUGGGUGAAGUCACGUUUUCGCAGUCUUCUACUGAAGCUUGAGGCAGUGCAAGGAUAUUGUGAUCCCAAUCCUAUUGAGUACAUGGAUCAUAAUGUGGCUGAACCAAAUGUUGUAUUCUAUUGGGGAUUGUCACCCAAUGGAUGCUUUUCCAUUAGUGUUGACGCUAUAAAGGAGGACUUCAUGAAAAGUGUCAAUAAGGAUGAUACAUAUUCAGCAUACCAAGGAUCUACAUGUAAAUUGGACAUGUUGAUUGUUGAGUCUUGCCAACUUCCAAAGUACAUCCAUCUUGACAAAGGAAGCACAAAGGAACUUAAGGCAUGCUGGAAAAUUCUGGAUUACAGCAAUCACAUGAAACCAAUCUAUUCCCAAUAUACACCACAAUAUUCUGGUGGCACAUAGGAGGGAUCCUCUUGCAGUGGUAUGAGGGAUUAUCCAAGAAAAAACAGUUGCGUGGUUUUGGUUUGUUUAAGUUGAAAAUGUGAAAAUACUACCAUGUCUGAGCUUCCGCCGUCCAUCUUCACAUGGAAGAACCUGCCUGACAGGUUCCACCCACACACACACACAAAACAUAGCAACAGCAAAGUUUUUGCUGUUUUUACAUCAAGGGUAAUUAAUUUUUUUCCUGUUAUUAUCCUUGGAUCAUAUGUACAUCUGUUGUAAGGUUUGAUUAUUCUUUUCUCAAUGUUUCUCCUGUACAUUGCCGAAAUAGAAAUUCACUGUUUGCUUUAAA
Messenger RNA from Dioscorea cayenensis subsp. rotundata (Guinea yam), 2048 nucleotides. RefSeq names its product nuclear poly(A) polymerase 3. Gene Ontology annotation, molecular function: RNA binding; poly(A) RNA polymerase activity. The record is from RefSeq and is a predicted model, not a curated record. Gene Ontology annotation, cellular component: nucleus. Lineage: Eukaryota; Viridiplantae; Streptophyta; Magnoliopsida; Dioscoreales; Dioscoreaceae.